Linnemannia hyalina is the source of this 1233-nucleotide messenger RNA. The record is from the annotation of a GenBank genome assembly. Lineage: Eukaryota; Fungi; Mortierellomycota; Mortierellomycetes; Mortierellales; Mortierellaceae.
AUGUUUGCUAAGGAGAAAUGGUCAUUGAAAGCCGUGAAGUGGUGGGGAGGGUGGUCUGAAGGCGAGGAGACGGGCACAAUCAUGCGAUAUCUGCUAGACGAGUACAACCGAUACGAGCUGGGCUUUAGUGAUAUGCUUUCACCGGUACGACAAGACAGUCGACAUGCCGUUUUCAUGGGAGAAACCGAUACCCCAGGAAUGGCCCCAGCCACUCAACAAGGUCUUGCAGCGUCCCUAGAAACGCUGCGGGCAACAGUGGACAAGGAGACGGCUCAUCAGUUCUCUAUUCUAAAGCAGGAGAUGCAAUACCGACAUGAGACGAUGGAGCGACGCCACCAAGAGUCGACCAAGACACUUCUGGACACUAUCCGACGAUUAACAGUGACAGAACCUCGUCCAUCAGCAGUAGUACAGCAUCCAAUAGAUCCAGUCACUCAGGAACAGACACCCCAGUUACCUCAACGCAUUGGUAAAGUAAUUCAACAAGAGCAACAGCAACAGCCAUGCGUCAUCCCGCCGGCUGCUCCACGUAUACCUACCAUCUCAAAGUGGCAAGAUGCUGUAGAACAGUGGGAGAACGGCGACCCAAGCAAAGGACUGCUGAUCCCACUUCGUUCCUGGACAAAGGCAAUGCGCAAGACAGAUUCCGCCAAGUAUUCUCAGAGGAAAUCCAUCGCAAUGGAGUUUAUCUACUUGGGAAGAAACGAGGCCAAUGUGAAGGAUGUCCAUGGCAAGGCAGCUGAUACGGUCAGACAGCUUCUCAAGUCUAUCCAUCAGAAAAAUCUUGAGCGGGAACAUACAGAUGCGGUUGGAACCUCGUCAUCAGGGCUUCAGGACCAUGGGAGAGACGACGAGCAUGAAGACGAGGAUGAGGAGGUGGAGCCAGAACCGCUGGUGAGACGCAGGCUGAACCAGCAGCCGAGGCAUGUGAUCCAGAGCGUGGAAGGGCAUUGCGCAGAGCAGGUAGAGGGACAAGGACAAAGUGAGAAUGGUGGAAAUGGUGAUGAGUCUCCAGAACCGCUAGGAGCCAAACGAGUGAACCAACAGCCUUUAAAGCCCAGGAUUGCAAUCCCUCGGGUUACAAGGAGCAAAAGUGUUGCUCUUGCUACGGCCCCUGCUUCUACUACUACUACGCCUAUUUCCCUUCCUACUGUCAAGCGGCUACGGAGAGGAAGUACAAUUGUAGGUAUAACGUCCUCAUCCUGUGUAGAUAAUAGAAAGCGUCAGCGAUAA